Messenger RNA from Bombina bombina (fire-bellied toad), 4293 nucleotides. It is a transcript of the gene ZNF219, whose product is annotated as zinc finger protein 219. Gene Ontology annotation, molecular function: DNA-binding transcription factor activity, RNA polymerase II-specific; RNA polymerase II cis-regulatory region sequence-specific DNA binding. Gene Ontology annotation, cellular component: nucleus. The record is from RefSeq and is a predicted model, not a curated record. NCBI's taxonomy places the organism in Eukaryota, Metazoa, Chordata, Amphibia, Anura, Bombinatoridae. The transcript is spliced from 4 exons. Gene Ontology annotation, biological process: regulation of DNA-templated transcription. The coding region runs from base 682 to 3174 and encodes 830 amino acids.
GAUAGGUGCAAAAGGGGAGGGACACAGAGACGGGAGCACUGAGAUGAAGGGAAAGCGACUGAAAGGGAGGUAAUCAAAAGAAAGUAUUUAGAAAGAAAAUAAUCAAAAGAAAGAGACUGGGAAAAAGACUGGAGUGAGAACAAGAUGGGUUAGAAGAAAGAGUAAGAAAGUGAGCAAGAAAAAGAUGAAAUCAGACAGCAAAAGAGUGAGAGAUUAUAGGCUGAGGGAGAGAAAAUCAACAGAGGGAGAGAGACACAGCAGUGUUGACAGACAGAAAUUAAUCAAUAGGCAGACAGGAAGAGAGGCAGGAGGAGAGAGAUCCAGUGAAAGAAAGAGAGAUUGUGUUUUAAAAAGAGAGGGAAAAGGAGAGAGAAGCAGAGAGUGAGAGAGAUAGGAGAGGAGGGGGAGGAAGGGGGGGCAACCAUUUUUGUGGCGGGGAUUUGAGCUGCUUUUGUGUAACUCUCCCUGAGAGAUCGCAUGCUUGAUGAAAGGCCCUUAGAAAAUGCAAAUUGCAGCACGCAUGAAAAGCACAAAGAGGCAUCUCGCUGUCCCUGCCAUGGGUUUAAUUCUUCACCAACCACGUAGUGCUGACGUCGGGAGCAGAUAAUCUCUUCUCUGCCCGGGAGUGAGAAAAAGCUGUCAGCACCUUUUGCUUGAGAGACACUGUGACGCACCUUAGAGAUGGACUCUGCCCCACCAAUUCUCACUCAAGCCCCCACUCCUCAGCAAGCCCCUCCCCUUUCACAUUCUAGCCCUUCACCUCCUCCACAGAUUCUUCCUCAGUUGGCAAACAGACCUCCUCCUUCCCCCCAGGUAGCAUCCCCUCCACCGCCUCUUUCCCCGACCCAGAUGUCUCCCCCACCUGCCUCACUAUCUCCCCCACCAUCUGCUUCCCUACCUCAAAUUACCUGUCUGUCUCUUCCUGCUGAAGGGUCACCUUCUAGAUCUUCACCUUUAUCCCCUGCUAGCCCUCCAGCUGCAUCCCUUCCUCUUUCUCCACAUCAGGUCCCCACUUCAUCAAUCUCACUUUGCCCUCCUACAGAGAGUCUUUCUCCUCAAAAAUUAAUUCUCUGCCCUCCUCCUGGGUCUCCACAUCCACCACCCAACUCACUUUCUCCACCACUUCCCUCUAUUUCUCCGACAGCUUCUCUUUCUUCCCCUCCUGUUUCUCUUUGUCCAUCUACAGGUUCUCCCACUCCCUCCACCUCUUCUAUGUCAAUCUCCCCAUCUGGCCCAAACAUAUGUUCCUCUCCACAAAAUUCUAAAUCCUCUCCACACUUUUAUCUCCCUCCAGCAUCACCUUCCCCUCCCCAUUCUUCUCUAUCUCCUUCUCGAGCUUCUCCUUCUUCAUCACCGCCUUUGCCUUCCCCUCCUGCUCCAGCAUCUCUUCUUGGCCUCUCCAUUGCUGAUGAAGAGCUGGAUCUUCAACGUCAUUCAAAUGGUUUUGCUGAUGGAGCAAGCUCCAAAUCGCGCCAGUUCCCUUGCACCGUUUGUGGAAAACAGUUCCGUUUUAUCAGCAUUCUUGCUCUCCAUGCAAGCACCCACAGGAUGCGUGGACCACUUUCACAGGGCCGUGGUGGCCCCAAGACCCACUGUGAGCCAAAUUCCCAGAGGCCUUUCUUGCUUGGGCACCAGCGCCAAGAAUUCAGCAUCCCUCCAAACCAAGAUUUGAGGACAGAAAGCAUACAUGAACCAGCUCCUGUAAUUUCUAUUCCUACCCCACUUCCACCACUCCGCCACCCGUGCCCAUUCUGUAAGGGUAAAUUUCGCAAAGCAGCUGAAUUGGAGCGUCACCUCCGCAUUCUGCACAGGCCUUACAAGUGUAUCCUAUGUGACUUUGCAGCUUCCCAGGAAGGGGAGCUUGUGGCACAUGUUGAAAGAAAACAUUCUGUUCCACAGCGACCCAAGCCACCUCCACCUCUACCACUUCCAGCUCCUGCCCCAGCUCCACCUCCUGCUGAGUUCAAAUGUGAGAUAUGCUCUCAAAGUUUCACGCAGUCAUGGUUCCUAAAGGGUCACAUGCGCAAGCACAAGGACUCGUUUGACCACAGAUGCUCAGUAUGUGGAAGGUGCUUCAAGGAAUCAUGGUUCCUGAAAAACCACAUGAAGGUACAUCUGGGAAAAAUAAAGGGGGCAGGAGGACAAGAAUCUACUGCUAAUCAGCCUCCACAAGCCCAGCAUGUUACCACUUCGUCUUCCUCAUCAUCUUCUAGACUUCUUGGAUAUCAAAACUUUUAUUCUGGCCUCUUACUAAGGCUACCACCUCCUGGGGAUGCCACCUGUUCACAGAUGCUCCAAGCCACAGCCAGAGCAGUUCAAGGAGGAGAAGGAGACCAGGAUGGAGCAGGGAAUACUAGCAGAAGCCAGACAUUGGGGGCAGCCAUUGGAGACGGAGCAUCUACCAAGGUUAUGCUAUCCCAAGGAGCUGGUGGAAUCGUUCUAAAAGGUGUAGGUUAUCCAGAUAAGAACGGAUGGAGUGUAAAUGUCCCACAGGCAGAGAGACCUCGUGGAGCAACUGGCAGAGACUGUCCCUUCUGUGCCAAAUCAUUCCGGUCCUCCCACCAUUUGAAGGUGCAUCUUCGUGUACACACAGGUGAGCGUCCAUACAAAUGCCCUCACUGUUCUUAUGCUGGCACUCAAUCUGGUUCCUUGAAAUAUCAUCUCCAGCGGCAUCACCGUGAUUCCAAGCUCUCCACAGGCGCUCCUUUACGUGGUAAAAAUGCCCCCCAAGGUGGAUCAUCUCAGCCAGAGAGGCUGAUACCUGUGGUCUCUCCUGCAUGGGCCAACUCCUGUGCUGACCUUCCACCUACCUGUGAGGAUGAAGCAUCCAUGCCCCUGCGUCUGCACCUUUCAGAGGGUCAGGGGCCCAGCACAUUUUCCAGAGUAGCUAACAGAGGAGUGCAGAGGAGAAGUCCCUCACACCAGCCAGCUAAUGGGAGGCCAGAGCACGAGCCCCUGGAUUUAUCUCAAGGAACUCCCUUUCAUCGUUGCAUGUACUGUUCUUUUGUCACAUCGGUGGGGGAGUUGAUGAGUCUUCAUCUCCAAGUGCAUCAUGGAAGAAGGUCUCGCAGGAAGGCAGGCUUUAUAAGGGCAAGGCCCAGGCCUAUACUAUCUCCCCAAUCUCCAAGCAACAGCCUGAGAGACAGUCCUGAACCAUGUGAGAAUGCUGAGUGAUCUGUGACGCAGCAAGGGCAGCCGCGAUAUGAAAUGUCAUGUGACUGCCCGCAAUCCAUAUCUUACAUAAAACAGAGAAGGAAUGGGAAAAGUUAGAAAGAAAGGAUGAGAUUGCUAGAAUGAGGGUGACUGUAGGUAGGAAAGGGGAACGCAAUGGUCAGAUAUCUAGGAAGAAGUUAGGUAGGAGGUGAGUGUUAGGAAAGACCAUUCAGAGUGUGAGAAAUGAGACAGCUAAAAUGAGGUGAAAAGUAAGAACUUAACUAUUGGGAAGAAAAAGAAGAAUGUUAAAGACAGUCACCCUUGGUAGAGACAGUCACUAUGAGAAGACAAUGUAUUAAAAAAGCAAGACAGAAUGAGUCAGCUAGUGUUGGAAUCAGUGAUCAUUAUUCACAUUUCAAAAAGUCCGUUAAUCCAAGUGAGAGCAUUUGUGACGCAUGCAAGAGUGAGUGCUGUAGGCAAUAAAGGAAGAGUGCUAGACAUAUAGUGAGUGUGCUAGGGGCUUUUGAGAGAAUGUUUAUACUUCUGGAGAUAUUCCAGAGAGAGUGUUAAAACACUUUUUGGAGAGGUUGUGAGAGAUCUAGCUGAGAGUUGGAGACAUCUCAGAGGUAAGAUUUUAAGAGAGUGUGCUAGGAAUCAUGAGUGUUUGUUGAGACAUUUAAAAGGGUGAGCUAAAGCUAAGAUUAUGGAUAUCUAUAAUCACUUAUUUGAAAGACUGCUCACAACAUUUCUGCAUUUUACAGCCGGAUAUCCAACUAGAAAUAGGACCAGUGCCUGCUAGUGUUAGAUUGAAAGAGGCAGCUAGAGUUAGGGUUAAACAGACUAGUAAUAAUAGACACUUAGUAGUUUUUUUUUUGUUUUGUUUUUUUUUUUUGCCACAGAAACUUUCCCACUGGUUUCUGGUGGUUCUGAGACUUUAUUUUUGAUAAUUUGAUUCGGACCAUUCUUCAAAUCCAUUCACUGUUAGCUACACCCCAUACCCUCUUUCCCCAUGUCCUUAGGAACCUGUUAAAAAAAAAACAUUUCCGCAUUUAGAGAUUUCUAUAUUUUUUUUUAUUCUUUUCUUGUAGAAAAAGAGAAACUUGAAAAAAAAAUUAAAAUAAAAGUGUUUGAAAGUAGAAA